CUCUCUCACUCUCUCUUUCUCUCUGUCUCUCUCUGUCCCAUUAACUUCAUUCUGAAUAACUUGCGCUUGAGUGCAGUGUACCAUGAGUGCAGAGAAAAAUACACCAGGGCAACCAUGCAGCUCCCAGCUAAAGAUGUUUUUGUUCUCCUUGUCCGUUGUCUACUUUGCCAAAGCGUUGCAGGGCAGUUACAUGAAGAGCUCAGUCACGCAGAUCGAGAGACGUUUCGACAUCCCUAGCUCCCUCAUAGGUGUCAUCGAUGGAAGCUUCGAGAUUGGUAACUUGCUGGUAAUUGCCUUUGUGAGUUACUUUGGGGCAAAGCUCCACAGACCCAGGCUGAUAGGAGGAGGCUGUCUGAUCAUGGCUCUCGGGUCCUUUCUCACCGCCCUUCCUCACUUUUUCCAAGGACCGUACAAAUAUGAGACAACAAUUUCACAUGUCUCUGAAACAAAUGUGACUGAGACCAUUCUGCCAUGUCUAGUCAAUGGGAGCCUUCCAGGAAAAGAACCUACUGCAAUGAGUCAAGCAGAGUGUGAGAAAGUGGCAGGAUCCUCGCUGUGGGUCUAUGUGUUUCUGGGUAACAUGCUGCGUGGUAUUGGAGAAACUCCGGUCAUGCCGCUGGGAGUAUCCUACCUGGAUGACUACGCCAGAGAGGAGAACACAGCCUUCUACCUGGCAUGCAUACAAACCAUUGGGAUCCUCGGGCCUAUGUUCGGCUUUAUGCUGGGCUCCUUCUGCGCUAAACUCUAUGUGGACAUUGGAGCAGUGAACUUGGACAUCAUCUCCAUCACCCACAAAGACUCACGCUGGGUAGGCGCCUGGUGGCUUGGUUUUCUGGUGACUGGAGCCGUGAUGUUACUGGCCGGCAUUCCGUUUUGGUUUUUGCCCAGGUCACUGCACAGGCAAGGAGAAGAGCCUGCCACAAAAAAUCUCGAAGCCACUGAGGGCGAACAGGACGGCUUCAUCGCCGCAGAUAGCAGCAACAUCCUCUCGUCUGAAAAACCAGCCCCUGCCACCAUGUCUGCCCAGGUCAAAGAUUUCCUCCCAUCUUUGAGGAGACUCUUCAGCAACACAAUAUAUAUCCUCCUUAUCUGCACGGGGCUGAUACAGGUUAAUGGCUUCAUCGGUAUGAUCACAUUCAAGCCCAAGUACAUGGAACAGACUUACGGCCUGCCACCAUCUAAGGCCAUCUUUCUGAUAGGCAUCAUGAAUCUACCUGCCGUGGCCUUGGGAAUCAUUAUGGGGGGCUUCAUGAUGAAACGGUUCAAACUGAAUGUGCUUGGCGCGGCCAAGAUCUGCAUCGGCGCUUCCUUCUUCUCAUUCAUCUUACUGCUCAGCCAGUACUUCCUGAGCUGUGAAAACUCUGCUGUGGCUGGGCUCACUGUGUCCUAUCAGGGUGUUCAGGAGGUAUCCUACCAGCAGCAGAGCCUGCUGUCCCAGUGUAACUCGGUCUGCUCCUGCUCUUUGAGGCACUGGGACCCAGUGUGUGCCUCCAAUGGCUUGACAUACACCUCCCCCUGCCUUGCCGGCUGCCAGAGCUACACAGGUGCUGGAAAGGAGAUGGUUUUCCAUAACUGCACCUGCGUUGGAGAGGCUCAUGCGCCAGCUGUGAACAGGUCUGUGGUGCUGGGGCAGUGCCCCCGGGACCAGGCAUGUGAGCAUAUGUUCAAGAUCUACAUGGGGGUGUCGGUAAUAACUGCCUUUAUCUCGGCCUCCGGAGCCACUCCUGGAACUAUUAUUCUGCUCAGGUCUAUACAGCCAGAGCUGAAGUCUUUGGCUCUGGGGAUGCAGACACUGAUAGUCCGGACCCUGGGUGGAAUCCCUCCUCCGAUCUAUUUUGGGGCUUUGAUUGACAGGACGUGUCUGAAAUGGGGCACAAAGCGGUGUGGGGGACGAGGGGCUUGUCGACUCUAUGACGCGCAUGCCUUUAGAACAAGGUUCCUGGGGCUCAUUUAUGGCCUGUAUUCCCUGUCUUACCUCCUGUAUGGGCUGCUGUACAACCGUUUGGCCCACCAACAGAAGUGUGAGGCCCUGCAGAACCAAGAAAAGGCUAUGGAGCAGGAGGACAAUGGCACGGCUAGCAGCAAUGGAAACGCCCCACUGGCUUUCGUGAAAUGCAAGGAGGACCUGCACAAGGAGACCACUAUAUGAAUAUAUUAGAUGAAUUCAUAUAUGCUAAAAGCAGACAUGUUAUUUAGGCUAUCGUGAUGCUGUAUGUGUGAUAUAAAUCUUACAUAAUUGUACAGUUUGUGAUGUAUGGAGUGUGAGGCUGCGUGUAGACCAGGAGGCAUAUGUUACAAUGCCAUAUGCACAGUAAAAUGCACCACCUACCGCCACUUUGUGUUAUUACACAGAGUUCCUUGCACUGACCACUGUUAGAUUACUGCAGUGCCUAAUUAGGAAGUAGCCAUAAAACUAAUCUGUAAAUAUGCAAAAUAUACACUAAAAUGUUACAUUACUGUCAGAAUGCCAAAGCGCAUUUAUAUCUACAUUAUGUUGAGGUCUGUUUGCCUCUGGUCAGAGCCCAGUAACACAGCUCUUGCUACAUACUGUAUGCUUUAGUGUAAGAAUAUUUUUAGCAUAUUAAUGCUUAGCAUUUUAAUUUAAAGAGCAUAAUGCUCAAGGUCAUGAUAUUCAUAAAGGUGAUUCAUUUAGUUUUAAUUUGCAGUUGUCUUGUUGUAUUGUUCCGUUUUAUAAAGGCCCAGUAAAUGAAUGGGACACAGCGAACACUCGUAACAUUAUGCACCUGUAUAUAAAGAAUGUGGUUUUGCUGUAUAUUUGUAAUUCCAAGUGUCUAGACUGGUGGGACCAACUGCAAGUUUUUACAGACCUUCCUUUUGACUUUGCUUUUCAUUUUCACGUGUACAGGAUCUUAAAAUUAAA
Messenger RNA from Electrophorus electricus (electric eel), 2881 nucleotides. RefSeq names its product solute carrier organic anion transporter family, member 1D1 (gene slco1d1). Gene Ontology annotation, molecular function: protein binding; bile acid transmembrane transporter activity. Gene Ontology annotation, biological process: sodium-independent organic anion transport; transmembrane transport; bile acid and bile salt transport. Lineage: Eukaryota; Metazoa; Chordata; Actinopteri; Gymnotiformes; Gymnotidae. The record is from RefSeq and is a predicted model, not a curated record. Gene Ontology annotation, cellular component: basolateral plasma membrane.